Messenger RNA from Quercus lobata, 783 nucleotides. RefSeq lists its product as uncharacterized. NCBI's taxonomy places the organism in Eukaryota, Viridiplantae, Streptophyta, Magnoliopsida, Fagales, Fagaceae. The coding region runs from base 1 to 783 and encodes 260 amino acids. The record is from RefSeq and is a predicted model, not a curated record. The transcript has a single exon.
AUGGGAUGGAAGGAGAAGCACAUCUCAAAGGUAGGUAGAGAAGUGUUGAUCAAAACCGUAGCACAAGCAAUACCAACUUACUCUAUGAGCAUGUUUAAGCUCCCAAAGAAAAUUUAUGAUGAUAUCAAUUCGGUCCUAGCAAAGUAUUGGUGGGGGCAGACUCAAAAUGAAAAAAAGAUCCAUUGGAUCAAUUGGGGUAAACUGUGUAAGCCUAAAGAUAAAGGGGGAAUGAGUUUUAGAGACAUCCACGCUUUUAACUUAGCCAUGUUAGCUAAGCAAGCUUGGAGGCUGAUCCAAGGAGGGCAUUCUCUUUUUGUUAGGGUGUAUAAGGCUCUCUAUUUUCCCAGUUGCUCUUUUAUGGAGGUUGAACUAGGGUGUAACCCUUCUUUUGUGUGGAGGAGCUUAUUGGAUGCUAGGGAAUUGAUCAGGGCAGGCAUAGCAUGGCACAUGGGAGAUGGGCAGAGUAUUGAAGUAAAUGAUCAUAGGUGGCUAAACCACCCACCUCUGUUCAGACCUAGUGCUAACACAAAUUUAAAGGUGGCUGACCUUAUUGACCACCGAAGUCGGCAAUGGAACAGAGCAUUAUUAUACACCACGUUCCUACAAUCCACUAUGGAUGAUAUCCUACGUAUCAAACUUGGUGAGGAGCAUGAUCAAGACAAGCUUCUAUGGAAGGAAACAAAGAGUGGGUGUUUCUCGGUGAAAACAGCUUAUUGGGUUGCACUCCACUUGAAUCAGCCACAAAACGCUGAACAUUCCACUACAAGAGAAGAUUACUUUUAA